CGCCCGUCUCUCUCCUACGCUCUCCCCGCUCCGCUCCUCCCCUGCACCAGCCGCAGCGGCGAGCUACUUCCCUCCCUCGACCUAGAGCCUGGGAGAGAGAGGCGACGGCAGCUCCCCCUUCUCCCCCUCCCCUCCCUCGCCGUCGCCGAGCAACGAGGAUUUCCGGCCGUCGUCAGCAAUGGAGAACAUGAGAUCCGAGAACCACCGCGGCGCGGCCAUGGAGGGCGUCAAGCUCGCGUCGGAGGCGGCGGCCAACACCAACCGCAGGGCCCUGAGGGACAUCAAGAACAUUCUUGGCGCCCCUCACCAGCCCCAAGCCGUCAGCAAGAGGGGCUUGCAAGAAAAACCCGCCGCCGCCGGUGCCAAGAGCCAGCCUGGCGCCGUCGGCCACCGGCCGGUGACCAGGAAAUUCGCCGCCAUCCUGCAGCAAACGCAGCCUGCAAACGCCCCGCUGGCACCAAUUGGCAGUGAGAGGCAGAAGAGGAACGCUGACACUGCAUUCAAUGCUCCUUCAGACAUGGAGUGCAGCAAGGCUUCAGAUGAUGACCUUGAUGAGAUGAUGACCAAUGAGCUCAAGGAGAUCGACAUGGAGGACACCGAAGAGGAGGAAAUGCCUGACAUCGACAGCUGCGACGUCGGCAACUCCCUUGCGGUUGUCGAAUAUGUGGAUGAAAUUUACAGCUUCUACAGAAGGACCGAGGAGCUGAGCUGUGUGUCCCCCACCUACAUGGCACACCAAUCUGACAUCAAUGAGAAAAUGCGCGGCAUUCUGAUUGACUGGCUGAUUGAGGUCCAUUACAAGCUUGAGCUACUGGGGGAGACCCUUUUCCUUACUGUAAACAUCAUUGACAGAUACCUGGCCAGGGAGAACGUCGCCAGGAAGAAGCUCCAGCUGGUGGGCGUGACAGCCAUGCUGCUGGCAUGCAAGUAUGAGGAGGUCAGUGUGCCAGUCGUGGAGGAUCUGAUCCUCAUCUGCGAUCGCGCCUACUCCCGGGAAGACAUUCUUGGCAUGGAGAGGAUGAUUGUUGACAGGCUUGAAUUCAACAUGUCGGUCCCUACUCCAUAUUGCUUCAUGAGAAGAUUCCUCAAGGCAGCAGGGUCUGACAAGAAGCUGGAGCUGCUCUCCUUCUUCCUAAUCGAGCUCAGCCUGGUCGACUACAAGAUGCUCAAGUUCCAGCCGUCGAUGCUGGCGGCGGCGGCCAUCUUCACCGCGCAAUGCACGCUCAACGGGUGCAUGUCCUGGAACAAGUGCUGUGAGCUGCACACAAAAUACUCUGAAGAACAGCUCAUGGACUGCAGCACAAUGAUGGUGGAGCUGCACCAGGGGGCGGCGCGCGGGAAGCUCACCGGGGUGCACCGCAAGUACAGCACCUUCAAGUACGGGUGCGCCGCCAAGUCGGAGCCCGCCGCCUUCCUGCUCGACGCGAGGAAGGCCUGACCGACCGACAACUUACAUCACCGUGUCUGUGACAACUGCUAAAAAGAUGGCGAGCUAAAGAAGAGGAAGAGGUGGUGGUGUACAUUGAGGUGCUCUGUUCUGAUGAGAUUUACACCAAGGAAGAAGGGAGACCAACGUUCGCUGUUGGCCGUGUCGCGUGCGUUUUUACUGCUACUGCUCUCUCGGUAUAACUUAACAUCGAUCCGGUCCGAGUUGAGUUGAGUUUGUGUGUGUGUGUUGAUGGGUUCCAAUUACAUGUGUUGGAAUGUGUUUGUGUAUUUAAUUCUUGGAUUUGUUGUGCGAUGAUGACACCUACCUGCAAAACAACUUGCAAAUAAACAUUAAUUGAAUUUCCUGUUCAGUAUAUGUCCUGUUGAGCA
Messenger RNA from Triticum dicoccoides, 1818 nucleotides. RefSeq names its product cyclin-B2-2-like. The transcript has 10 exons. NCBI's taxonomy places the organism in Eukaryota, Viridiplantae, Streptophyta, Magnoliopsida, Poales, Poaceae. Gene Ontology annotation, molecular function: cyclin-dependent protein serine/threonine kinase regulator activity. The record is from RefSeq and is a predicted model, not a curated record. Gene Ontology annotation, biological process: mitotic cell cycle phase transition. Bases 179 to 1438 code for a protein of 419 amino acids.